Messenger RNA from Populus euphratica (Euphrates poplar), 1032 nucleotides. RefSeq names its product peroxiredoxin Q, chloroplastic. Gene Ontology annotation, cellular component: chloroplast thylakoid membrane; cytoplasm. The transcript has 4 exons. Gene Ontology annotation, molecular function: thioredoxin peroxidase activity. Gene Ontology annotation, biological process: cellular response to oxidative stress; cell redox homeostasis. The coding region runs from base 158 to 799 and encodes 213 amino acids. NCBI's taxonomy places the organism in Eukaryota, Viridiplantae, Streptophyta, Magnoliopsida, Malpighiales, Salicaceae. The record is from RefSeq and is a predicted model, not a curated record.
GCCAAGAACCCAAUCCAUCCCCAUCUUCUCUCUACCCCUCCCCCAAUCAGCGACUUCAUCUCCUUAUCUUCCUCCACUACUGUGCACAUGUAAGAUAAUUGAAACCAAAAAAAUUUCACACUUUGGUUGCUACUGUUGUUUCCUUAUCCUUGUCGAAAUGGCUUCCAUUUCUCUCCCUAAACACUCUCUGCCCUCUUUGCUUCCCACUCUUAAACCCAUAACCUCAUCUUCUCAAAACCUCCCAAUUCUCUCCAAGUCAUCGCAGUCACAGUUCUAUGGCCUCAAGUUCUCCCAUUCUACUUCUCUUUCAAUCCCAUCUUCUUCUUCGGUGAAGAAUACCAUUUUUGCCAAGGUAAACAAAGGACAGGUGCCUCCAUCCUUCACUUUGAAAGAUCAGGAUGGAAAGACUUUGUCCCUCUCCAAAUUCAAAGGGAAGCCUGUGGUUGUCUACUUUUACCCUGCAGAUGAAACCCCUGGGUGCACCAAACAGGCCUGUGCUUUUAGAGAUUCUUAUGAGAAGUUCAAGAAAGCAGGCGCUGAGGUUGUUGGAAUUAGUGGUGAUGACUCAUCAUCGCACAAGGCAUUUGCCAAAAAAUACAGACUUCCAUUUACAUUGCUGAGCGACGAAGGUAACAAGAUAAGGAAAGAGUGGGGAGUGCCAGCAGACCUGUUCGGGACCUUACCUGGGAGACAGACAUAUGUUCUGGACAAGAAAGGGGUGGUCCAACUCAUCUACAACAAUCAGUUCCAACCUGAAAAGCAUAUUGAUGAAACCCUGAAACUACUUCAAAGCCUUUGAACCAUCCAUUCUAUGUUGUCUUGCUCUCGUCUCCACCUUUUCCCCCAUUAUUCUAUUUCUUGAAGGUAUGAAUAAUUCUUGCUGUAUCCAAUCCCUUGUAAUUACUAGUUAUUAUCUGGGUUUGGACCCUUUGUUUCGUGUAACAGAAAUACUCUUUUUUUCCUUGUCUUUUGUUAUGAAUACUUGCUAAAAUGUCGGUUGUCGUAGCAUAAUGAAAUUACAUAUGGAUUCAA